AUGGCCGACGCCAACAUCCAAGAGCUUCUGCAGAAGCCGCGAAACGAGUGCACGGAGUACGAGAUCGCACAGCUGGAACAAUGGGAAUUUAGCAACGGCCCGCUGUCCAUUCUGCAAACUGCGGUCCGCACACACACGCAGGUGCUCAUCAGCAUCCGCUCGAACCGGAAAUUGCUCGCGCGUGUCAAGGCUUUCGACCGGCAUUGCAACAUGAUUCUCGAGAACGUCAAAGAGAUGUGGACAGAGACACCCGUGACCAAUGGCAAGAAGGGCCGGCCCGUGAACAAGGACCGUUUUAUCAGCAAGAUGUUCUUGCGGGGGGACAGCGUGAUUCUCGUUCUGUUGAGUUGA
Grosmannia clavigera kw1407 is the source of this 351-nucleotide messenger RNA. Its product is annotated as small nuclear ribonucleoprotein sm d2. Gene Ontology annotation, molecular function: RNA binding. Gene Ontology annotation, cellular component: U1 snRNP; U2 snRNP; U5 snRNP. The record is from RefSeq and is a predicted model, not a curated record. Lineage: Eukaryota; Fungi; Ascomycota; Sordariomycetes; Ophiostomatales; Ophiostomataceae. Bases 1 to 351 code for a protein of 116 amino acids. Gene Ontology annotation, biological process: spliceosomal snRNP assembly; RNA splicing. The transcript has 7 exons.